AUGUUGAAUUUGUUUGUGUUUCCUCCUCCAGAUGCUCCACAGCUUCCCUUUGUGUCAGUGAGUCCCUCUGCUGAGAUAGUGGAGGGCAGCUCAGUGAAUCUGACCUGCAGCGGUGAUGCUAACCCAGCAGCUAACUACACCUGGUACAAGGAGAAUGAAGACUCACCAAAAGCUGUAGGACCGGUCUUCAACAUCACUGACUUCAGAGCUGAACACAGUGGGAAUUAUUCCUGUGAAGCUCAGAACAUAAUGGGACGUCAGAACUCCACCUUACAUCUGAGCAUUGUGUCGGUUCUAGAUAAAUCAACAGUAAUAAUGAACAUCAUCAGGUUGACUCUGCCUGCUGUGAUGCUGAUUCCUCUGCUUCUCUUGACUCUGUGGAGCAGGAAGAAGAAAACUCUGAGCUCCACCUGUGACCCAAAUGAACGUGUGGAGGUGAUAGAGCUGGACUCUGGUGUUGAGUACGAGAACGUCUCAGCCGUCGCUGCAGCACAGGCAGAAGACAUGGUGUGAAGUCCAGAGAGAUGCAGUGUAACCAGAGGAGGGACUCGAGAGUGAGGCUGUGGAGGGUGUAGAGGAAGUGGAAACAUUUACCUUUAACUGUUUUUAAAAGUUUUCAUGUUGACUUUAAAUCAUUGCUUUAACUAUGUACGCUUCUUUAUUCUUGAAAAGUUAUAUUAUUCUUGAAAUGACUUCUUUAAUCUCUGUUUGCUCUUCUAGAGUUUCACUCUUAAAGUUUAUCUUUUGUAAAUAUUGA
Molecule: messenger RNA, 757 nt
Organism: Notolabrus celidotus (New Zealand spotty)
Lineage: Eukaryota; Metazoa; Chordata; Actinopteri; Labriformes; Labridae
Product: B-cell receptor CD22-like
Exons: 5
Coding region: 1-513 (170 amino acids)
Source: RefSeq, a predicted model, not a curated record